Patella vulgata (common limpet) is the source of this 2145-nucleotide messenger RNA. Its product is annotated as mutS protein homolog 4. The coding region runs from base 1 to 1767 and encodes 588 amino acids. The record is from RefSeq and is a predicted model, not a curated record. Gene Ontology annotation, molecular function: ATP-dependent DNA damage sensor activity; mismatched DNA binding; ATP binding. Gene Ontology annotation, biological process: mismatch repair; reciprocal meiotic recombination. Gene Ontology annotation, cellular component: nucleus. The transcript has 17 exons. Lineage: Eukaryota; Metazoa; Mollusca; Gastropoda; Patellidae.
AUGGCUAUUGUGGAAGGACGGGGCGUGGCACGCGGAGAAAUAGGAAUGACAAGUUUAGAUUUAAAAUCACCAACUUUAAUUUUAUCCCAGUUUUCUGAUUCUCAGACAUACGUAAAAACGUUAACUAAACUUCAAACUCUUCAACCAUUGGAGAUUAUUGUACCGAACACAACGUUUGAAAAUGGUGAGAAAACGACAUUAUUAAAAUUAAUAACAGAGCAAUACACAACCACGUGUGUAUCUACUGUACAGAGGAAAUACUUUAACGAAACGAAAGGUUUAGAAAUGUUGAAACAUUUGUGUAUAGAUUUUAAAACAAUGGAGAUGGUUUUAUCAUCCAAAUAUUACUGUUUAGCAACGACAGCCGCCAUAUUGAAAUACGUGGAGUUUAUUCAAAAUAUUGUAUAUGCUCCAAACUCGAUACAACUAGUGUUUAGAGGCAGUGAACAUUCUACAAUGAUUGAUCUGUCGACAUCUAGAAACCUGGAACUACUGCAGAAUAUUCGUGACCCAAAAAGUCACCAUACUUUAUUCGGAACUUUAAAUUUUACCAAGACAGCAGGUGGCACAAGAUUGUUGCGAUCUAAUAUACUUCAACCCCCAUCAGAUGUAGAGACUAUCAGAUUAAGACAGGAUGUAGUAUCAGAAUUAACGGAGAAAGAAGAAGUAUUUUACAAUUUACAAUCAACCCUGUCUAAGUUUAUCGAUCUAGAACAUCUAAUAUCAGCCUGUGUACAAAUACCUAAAGUCGAGUCUUUAAAAGUUGCUGAAAAUAAAAUUACUACUGUUAUUUUACUCAAACAUACAUUAGACCUGGUACCACCUUUUGUCGAAUUCCUUAAAGAUUGCGAGAAUGAACUUGUCAAGGCUUACUGUCAGACAUUACAAGAUCGAAGAUACAAAGAGAUGAGAACUAAGAUUAGUACAGUUAUACAUGAUGAUACCAAAUACCAAAAAGGUUCUCUGAACAUGAGAACACAGAAAUGUUUUGCUGUAAAGCCUCACAUUAACGGUUUAUUGGAUGUAGCCAGACGUACUUAUUCUGAAAUUAUAGACGAUAUGGCAGAAUUAAUACAACAAUUAGGAGAAGAGAAUGGUCUACCAUUAAAGAUGGCGUAUUCUACAACUCGUGGGUUUUAUGUUCAGUUAUUCUGUGGUACUAAUGAUCAAUAUACAACCCAUUCUCUUCCUGCUAUCUUUAUUAAAGUAUCAAAAUUUAAAAACACCCUCAGUUUUACAACCACAGAUUUGAUCAAGUUAAAUGAUCGCGUGAAAGAGUCGUUACAAGAAAUAUAUCUUAUGACCAAUGUUGUUGUUACUGAACUGCUGAAAGAUGUUAGACAACAUGUAGGGUGUCUCUAUAAAUUAUCAGAAGCCGUAUCAAUGAUCGAUAUGCUGGUUUCAUUUGCUCAUGCUUGUACUCUUUCAUCUUACGUAAGACCUGUAUUCACAGACACCUUAGCCAUCAAACAAGGAAGACAUCCUAUUUUAGAGAAAAUAGGUUUAAAUGCCCCGAUUCCAAAUAAUACAUAUGCUGCAGAAGACAACAAUUUUAUCGUCAUCACUGGACCAAACAUGAGUGGAAAGUCAACCUACCUGAGACAGGUAGCAUUACUACAGAUAAUGGCUCAGACCGGGUCAUUUGUUCCUGCCCAGUAUGCAUCUUUCCGAUCGGCUGAUCAUAUCUUCUCUAGAAUCGGCAGUGACGAUGAUAUAGAAACAAAUUCUUCUACAUUUAUGGUUGAGAUGAGUAUUUUUAUUAAAUAAACCUACAACAUACCAGCUAAUCAAAUUGGUUAUUAUAUACAGCUUAAACAAGUCCAUGUACCUUACAUUUUAUUAUUGAAGCCAUUGGUGUGCCCUUUACAACCUUAUUAUAAUGUAUUGAUAUAAAAUUGUAUUUGUAUGGCCGUAUAAUCUAUAUACCCGUAUAAUCUCUAGGUCUAUAUACCCGUUUAAUGUCUAAGUCUAUAUACCCGUAUAAUCUCUAGGUCUGUAUACCCCUAUAAUCUAUAGGCCCAUAUGCCCAUAUAAUAAGAAUUCAGUAAAAACAAGCCCCUUUUAUUUUCACGUGAUAGAUAAUGAACCAGAACAGGAUUUCUAACUUUAUACAAAGUCAUUGAUCGAAUAAUUGAUCGUUCAGAA